AUGUCAGCCAGAGUCGCCGUUCAGGCUCCUGCGCAGGAUGCACAAGUGCCCACCACAGAUGCGCCCAAGGAGAACAUAUUCAUGUUCGUGCCAAACUUGAUUGGUAUGCUUAUCAUAUCAUGCUUGCUGGAUGCUCUCGAUGGCUACGCCGCACGUAGCUUCAACCAGUCCACAAAGUUCGGUGCCGUGCUGGACAUGGUGACUGACCGUUGCACCACCACCUGUCUUCUCGUCUUCCUGUCAACCGCCAUGCCACGCUGGAGUAUGGUCUUCCAACUCCUCAUCAGUCUCGACUUUACCAGUCACUACAUGCACAUGUAUGCCACUCUCGCCAUGGGCGGCAGCGGCAGCAGCCACAAGAACAUUGAUGCAAAGAGAAGCAAGAUCAUGCACCUCUACUACACCAACCGCACCGUCCUGUUCGUGUGCUGUGCCUUGAACGAGCUCUUCUUCAUUGCCCUUUACCUGCUCGCUUUCUCUUCGCCUUACCUUACCCCUUCGCUCUUGCAACCCACUGGUGAGGGUGCUUCUUUGCAGCCAGGUUCGCCAAUCAUGCCCCUUAAGCCUUCGACCAUCUUCUCCAGCCCAUGGUCCGCCGGCGCAAUGGAAAUGGCCAGAGCCAACAAGAUGGAUAGUACCGUCCCCUGGAUCCUAGUCGUCAUCUCCGCUCCCGUUAUGUUGUUCAAGCAAUGGGUCAAUGUUGUCCAGAUCGUCAAGGCCAGUGAGUGGCUCGCUCAGGGUGAUCUCGCCGAUCGCGCAAAGGCCGGUCUGCCCAAGAAGACACAAUAG
Messenger RNA from Aureobasidium musti, 789 nucleotides. The record is from the annotation of a GenBank genome assembly. Lineage: Eukaryota; Fungi; Ascomycota; Dothideomycetes; Dothideales; Saccotheciaceae.